Cavenderia fasciculata is the source of this 918-nucleotide messenger RNA. Its product is annotated as Putative 4-nitrophenylphosphatase. Bases 1 to 918 code for a protein of 305 amino acids. Gene Ontology annotation, molecular function: phosphatase activity. The transcript has 3 exons. NCBI's taxonomy places the organism in Eukaryota, Evosea, Eumycetozoa, Acytosteliales, Cavenderiaceae. The record is from RefSeq and is a predicted model, not a curated record.
AUGAAAGAUCAUUGUAGGGGUAAGAUGAUAAUGACCACCAAUACUACUCCUAGUAUAGAUUUAAAUCAACAUGAUGAUCAGAGACAUGCAUUUCUCGAUUCAAUAGACACACUUAUCUUUGAUUGUGAUGGUGUGUUGUGGCUCGAUCAUCAUGUCAUCCCGGGUGCAUGUGAAGCAUUGGCAAAGUUUAGAUCGAUGGGAAAGAAGAUCAAGUUUGUCACAAACAAUAGUACAAUGACAAGACAUCAAUUCCUAGUCAAGAUUCAAUCAUUUGGUAUUGAAUGUUCAAUUGAUGAAAUCUAUGGUAGUGCAUAUGGUACUGCAUUAUAUUUAAAAUCAAUACAAUUUAAUAAGAAGAUAUUUAUGAUUGGUGAAGCUGGACUAGAGAAUGAAUUGAGGGAUGCUGGAUAUAGUCCCAUUAAAUUCAAUACCGAUCAUACAGUAUCGGGGAUAUCAAAUGCUCAAAACAUAGAGAUUGAAAGAGAUAUUGGAGCUGUCAUUGUUGGUAUGGAUACUUCAUUGACCUACUCUAAAUGUGUCUAUGCACACAAAGCAAUCACUCAGAUUCCAGGAUGUAUGUUUAUAGCAACAAACACUGAUCACAGUUACCCUGUACGUGAUGGUACUCUACCUGGAGCCGGAUCAAUCGUAACGAUGAUACAAAGCAGUACGAGCAAGGCACCAAUCAUUGUAGGUAAACCAGAAACACUCUUGAUGGAUGUCAUUAUCAAAAACGAAGGGUUGGAUCGAUCAAGAACACUCAUGGUUGGUGAUCGUCUAAACACUGACAUUCUCUUUGGUAUCAAUAGCGGCACGAAAACAUUACUUGUCCUAACCGGCAUCUCAAACAAACAAUCAAUCAUUGAAGAAAACAUUAUCCCUCAUUUUAUAUUAAAUACAAUUGCUGAUUUAAUUUAA